Molecule: messenger RNA, 2606 nt
Organism: Marmota monax (woodchuck)
Lineage: Eukaryota; Metazoa; Chordata; Mammalia; Rodentia; Sciuridae
Gene: Rhno1
Product: RAD9-HUS1-RAD1 interacting nuclear orphan 1
Exons: 3
Coding region: 1558-2280 (240 amino acids)
Biological process (GO): DNA damage checkpoint signaling; recombinational repair; cellular response to ionizing radiation
Cellular component (GO): chromosome; nucleus
Source: RefSeq, a predicted model, not a curated record
CCCACGCGCGCGCACUCCCCAGGAGCCCUGGCUCAGCGCGGCGUCUUGGCGUCUUCUCCGCGGGUCUCUCUUCCCCCUCUGAAGCCAAACCUUUAGAAGGACUAGUGCAUAUUCAAAUUUUGUCGAGCCGCUGCUGUGUGCCAGGCACUUCUAGAGCCUGAAAAUACAACCACAGACGAGGUCCUUUCCUUCCCCCGAGCAUCCUCACAGAGCAGACAUUGUCCAAGAACCAAAUAAACACAUACUUAAUUAUAGCUGUAAAGUGACAAAGUAGGUCAGAGAUACUUUGAUUUUUUUUAUUUUCCGUAUCGGGGAUUGAACCCAGGGACACUUUACCACUGAGCGACAUCACCAGCCCUUUUAUUUAUUUAUUUAUUUUUAAAAUUUGAGACGGUCUCACUAAGUUGCUGCGGCUGGCCCCGAACUUGUGGUUUUGGCCUCAGUCCCCCGAGUGGAUGGGAUGAUAGGCCGGACCCCCACCGCCUUUAUUAUUUUUUUUUUGUAGCGGGUGGGGCCGGGAGAUGGGGGACCAGGCCUCCUAAUUUGUCCAGGUUGGUCUUGAACUCCUGGCCUCAGGUGAUUCUCCUGCCUAUUACUUAUGAUGAGAUCUUACCUUAGGACAGGGAAGGCUUUUCUGAUGAACUGAGGCUUCCUGUAAAAGUGGGUGCCUUCUACAAAGAAGGGAGGGAAAGUCUAAGUAGUUGGAAUUAUGUGUGCGCUAGCUGCCAGUCUGUAGGAGGCAUGCUGAGCACAGAGAUUGAAGUGAAGCUGAGAGGUUUGAGCUAAGACACUUGAAUGGGUGUGGUGCCAGUCAGAGGAGGCAGAGCCUUAGCCAGUUUCUUGAACAUGUCAGAGUUCUACCUUGGAGUCUUUGCAUUUACUCUUCUCUUAACCUGGAAUUUUUGCUCCUGUCUUUCCAUUACCUGUUUUUUUCUCCUUUCUUUACUCAGGUCAGGUAGGCCUUCCCUGACAAACCUGUCUAUAAAAGCAUAAAGCCAUUGAAACCCCUUAUUGUGUUUGGUUUUUCUUCACUUCCCAACUAGAAUGUAAGUCCUUUAGAGUGGAGAUGUUAUGCCUUUUUCUUUUUUUAUAUCUCCCUCCACUGCUUUGUCAUUUAAGUCACAGUGUAUAAUUUUUUAUUGUUGAUCAAAUGAAUGAAUAGUAUAGUACUGUAUAGUAGAACCAUUCUGCCCUAUUGUGUGGCUUUCCAGUGUGCUCAGCGGCAACUCCCAUUUCAUUCUCUACCUACUGUAUUCACACUUGUCUGUCCCACCAUUCCACAGGAAAGGCUCUUAGUAAAGUUCACGGGUUACUAGAUCCAAUGGACACAUUAUCUGCGGACCUUGCCUCUGUGUGUCAGCCUCCCCUCUCCACUGACAGCCUGGAUUUAGGCCCCCAUCAUUUCUCACUUAGAUGACACAGUAACCUCCUAACAGGUCUUCACACUUCCAAGCUUUUGUUUCUUCUCUGCAGGCAUGGGUUUGAAUUGGAACCUACUCCACAACCCAAAGGCAGCCAGCACCAUGUGGUUACUAACUGCCCUUCAUUCACCUAUUGAUGCCUCCCAAAAGAAGACUCGGCCAAUCUUCCCGCAAAGCUCAGCUGUUAUUCCACCAGCAGCCACUGGAGGGCCCCAAACAUCACUAUGGAGCUCCACAGAGGCCCAUCACCCACACUAGACAGGUGCCCAGCAAGCCUAUAGACCACAGCACUAUCACUUCUUGGGUAACACCUCAGUUUGACACAACAGUAGAAAGCUGUUUCCCAGCCCACCGGAAACAUCGUCACCAAGACGAAGCAAGACAUUCAAGCCGAAAAUCUACCUGCAAGUUUCCAUGUCUAACCUUUGAGAGUCCACAGCUGUCUUCCAGUUCAGAGACACUGGGGAUCCCCUUAGUAAAGGGAUGCCCCAAUCAAUCAGGAAAGGACAUUUCCAGAAAACCCUUAAUUCCAGUGCUCAGUCCCCAAAGCUGUGGGGAACUGUCAGCAAAUGCAUUUCAGAACUUUCCUUAUGUGUUUAUUCCGCCUGAUAUCCAGACCCCAGAGUCAUCAUCUGUGAAGGAGAACUCCUUUUCCCCAGAUCAGAGGGAAAACAGCCUUGUAAGCUGUGUCCUUCAAACUAGUACUCCUACCAGCCCAGAACCUGGACCUAUUCUGGUUAAAGACACCCCUGAAGAGAAGUAUGGGAUAAAGGUCACAUGGAGGAGACGAAGGCACCUGUUGACUUACCUCAAGGAGAGAGGGAAGCUGAACAGUAGCCAGUUCCUUGUAAAAAGCUGACUGGAUUUCUCAGACAUCAUGUUCUCUCAUCAUAGUCUCAGAAAUUGCUAAAUUUCAUGAAGUUGAUAAAGUCAUUUUUUCUGGUUUAUAACAGACUUUAUUGAAAGAAUAAAAUAGAAUAGUGCCAACAGAAAAAAUAUUUUAACUAGAGCCCUAGAGUAGCAAGGGAAUUCAAUCCCAGAUUAAAAAUAUUUCAUAAACAGUUGAAUUUAGUGUCAUGAACUGUUCACUUCAUAUUUUUCUUUUAUUGUUUAAAAUUUGUAAAUAUCUUGCAUUAACUGUUUAAAAUGUAUGUAAAUAAAGGGCUACAGAAGGUUCUUAGAGAA